GCAACAAGAUACUCUGCAGAUUAAUUCGUCUUUGGUGAAGACUUUCGUUUAACGUAAUAUGUCGGAUUGAGUGUGAAAUUUAACAAUCAUAUCGAGUAAUCAUGGCUUUGAAGUGGUUUUUCAUCUUUAUUUUUAUCAGCUAUUUGAACGCAGAUAUCGAUUAUUCGGAUGAAACCUAUUUGGAUGGAUUUACGUCGAAAUGUACUCCAUUAGAAAGAAGGGACGGUGUGUGUGAGGUUAUUCUGUCGUUUUAUAAUAUUUCAACAUUCCCAAAUAUGCUCGGGCAUCAAAGUAUUGAAGAGGCAAAGGCUGAGUUUUUAGACUUUCAACCGUUAAUUGACGCUAAAUGCUCCAAAAGCCUAGAAAAAUUACUGUGUUUUAUUUAUUUUCCUCCUUGUACUACAUAUAACAGUUUACUUAAAGUAUGCCAAUCAUAUUGUGAAGAGGCCGUUACUAAAAAAUGUCGGGAAAUUUUAAAAAGCGUUAAAAAGCGUCCUCCUGUACUAGAAUGCGGACAGUACCCCCGUUCGGAUAGCAAGGAUAAUAUUAUUUGUAUUACACCCAAUGAUACGCUUUCAAAAAGUGGCGGGACUGUCUACACAACAACCAUAAUCUACCCAAAUUAUAUUGACGAAACUUCCGAAGAAUCUAAAGAAG
Molecule: messenger RNA, 657 nt
Organism: Ruditapes philippinarum (Manila clam)
Lineage: Eukaryota; Metazoa; Mollusca; Bivalvia; Venerida; Veneridae
Product: frizzled-like
Exons: 2
Biological process (GO): canonical Wnt signaling pathway; non-canonical Wnt signaling pathway
Cellular component (GO): plasma membrane
Molecular function (GO): Wnt-protein binding; Wnt receptor activity
Source: RefSeq, a predicted model, not a curated record